AUGUCUGCCAAGAGCGAUCUGACCCAGGUUUCUACGCCCAAAGAGCUCAACGACGAGCAAUGUGCCGCCGUUCUCACCCGUCUCUCCCGCCACCUCGCUCGAUUUCGCAACACUGCCCUGCUAUAUGCCGUAGCAGAGGCAGCGUAUGCCCGGAGCGCCGGCUCUGACCGCUUGAAGAAAGAUUUCAUCGAUUCGCUGGACACAUGGGCUCGGGAAAUGAGCAGCAAGUUAUGGAUAGCGUGUCGUGAGCCCGGAGGGCAACCUCCUCAUAUUGAUGAGCUUUCUGACACGUCUACAAAAGGCCUUCCCCCUCUUCCCGGAGACGAACACCUCAUACCUCUACUGAACGCCGUCGUACUCCUCCAAGUUACCUCCGGCAAACAGUACUCCAGCCGCACCCGCGCUUUCCUCCUCACCGUCGCCCCCCUUGACGAAUCUGCCAUCGUUGCCACGUUGAAAGACCCCAAAGGCGCCAUAGAAGAGGCAACCAAGAAGACGAAUGCGGCUAGAGAAGAGCAAGCCCGGAGCACCAAGAUCAUACGUAUGGUCGGCAUCGGGGCGGGUGCAGUCGUCGGGGGCGUCCUCAUUGGCGUUACUGGCGGCCUCGCCGCACCCGCUGUGGGUGCAGGGGUGGGUACGGUGCUUAGCUGGCUAGGGGUAGGAGGUACUGCCGCUGGGAUGCUUGCCACCGGGCUCGCAGGCUCCUCGGUUGUAUGCGGUGCACUCUUCGGGGCUUAUGGGUCGACGAAAACCGCCAUGGCCGUCAAAGGGUACACCCGUGAAGUGCGAGACUUGGCCAUCAAGCCGGUGCGUCAACCACGGGACACCAUGGCAGUCAGACUUUGUAUCUCGGGCUGGCUUGAAUCGCCUCAAGAUGUCACGGCACCUUGGACCGUGUUCAACGGGGACGAUACGUUCGCUCUCCAAUGGGAAGUCGAAGAGUUGGAGAGGCUAUCGACGGCGCUCAUGGACCUUGUGAAGGCGCAGGCCAUGCAAUUCGUCAAGGGUGCCAUACUCAAGCAGACCAUCCUCGCGAGCCUCAUGACUGCUCUCUCUCCCGUAGUAUGGGUGAAGCUGACUAAAAUCAUCGACAACUCCUGGAUGAUCGCCCAGUCUCUCGCCCUCAAGACCGGCAAAGUUCUGGGCACCCUGCUCGCCCAACGCGCCCUCGGCGCGCGCCCCAUCACGCUCGUCGGCUACUCGCUCGGUGCGCUCGUCGUCUUCGAGGCCCUCCAGCACCUCGCCCGCCUGCCGCCCUCCGAGACCCUCGGCCUCAUCCACGACGUCUGCCUCUUCGGCGCUCCUGUCAGUACCGACUCCGCCCGGUGGGCCGCGGCGCGCCGUGUCGUCGCCGGACGGUUCGUCAACGGCUACGGGGCGGACGAUUACGUCCUCGCCGUUCUCGCGCGCGUUUCCGGCGCCGGCUGGAACGUCGCAGGACUCCGCCCGGUGGAGAUGCAAGGCGUGGAGGACUUCCCGUGUGAGGAGGUCGAUGGGCACCUCAAGUGGCGGGGGUAUGUUGGACAGGCUCUUGCGCGGUGCGGUGCGCCGGGCGUGGACAUGGUGCAGGUCCAGCUCCAGCUAGAGCGCAAGGCGGCGGAGAUCAACAAGGCGGUGGACAUGAGCGAUGAGGAGGCGGCGCGGGCGGUAGCGGCUGGGCCCGGGGACGCGGAGGGCAAAGCAAGAGUAGAAAAGUCCGUGUAA
Epithele typhae is the source of this 1704-nucleotide messenger RNA. RefSeq names its product DUF726-domain-containing protein. Bases 1 to 1704 code for a protein of 567 amino acids. The transcript has 5 exons. NCBI's taxonomy places the organism in Eukaryota, Fungi, Basidiomycota, Agaricomycetes, Polyporales, Epitheliaceae. The record is from RefSeq and is a predicted model, not a curated record.